Messenger RNA from Exophiala oligosperma, 861 nucleotides. RefSeq lists its product as uncharacterized. The coding region runs from base 1 to 861 and encodes 286 amino acids. The record is from RefSeq and is a predicted model, not a curated record. NCBI's taxonomy places the organism in Eukaryota, Fungi, Ascomycota, Eurotiomycetes, Chaetothyriales, Herpotrichiellaceae. The transcript has a single exon.
AUGUCAUCGUCCUCUUCCCUCUUGUCACCAGGCGCCCACACUGUCAUCAUCAACGAUUUGAAAAUCCACUACAAUGUCCAGAGCGACUCUCCAUCAUCUCUCCCACCCCUAAUCGUCCACCCCCCUCCCUGGGGCGUUGGUGCAGACAUGUACGUCUCGACCUUUGGCAGACUAUCUUCACGCUUCACAUUGAUCGUCCCUUCACCACGCGGAAAUGACUCUUCGGACACGCCUACAGACCCUUCCGCCAUGUCUACCAGACACAUCGUGCAAGAUCUCGAGGCUCUUCGCGUCCACCUCGGCCUCGAGAAGGUGAGUUUGGCAGGCCACUCCGCCGGUGGAGUCGUGGUGCUCGGGUACGCAAUCGCGUAUCCCCAGCACGUGGAUCGGUUGGUGCUCAUCGAGACGGACCUGCUGGGAUACACGCGCAAGGACCAAUCUUUCUUCGCCAAAGUCGGAAAGAUCUUCUCGUCCAUGAGCGUGACCAACGACGCUGAAUUCCGCACGUUCGUCCUCAAAAUGAUGCACUUGUACUUUGCGCAUCCGCAGAAUGGAGGUCCAGAGGCGUUUGAAAAGGCAUGGACGGCCUUGCCGAAGCUGUCGACGUACGGGGCGUAUUAUGCCGCAGAUCAGACCGAGGGUGGCAAGUGGGAUCAGCUUGCCGAGUUGGGAAGAGUGACGGCUAAGACUUUGGUCGUGGUUGGUAGACAGGAUCGGACUUGUGGUGUAGAGGUUGCAGAAACAGUAGCCCACGGUGUCAAGGGGAGCAACUUGAUCGUUUUGGAGGAUUGUGGGCAUUUCCCUUGGGUUGAGCAAGAGAACAAGUUCUGGGACAUCGUUGAUGGGUUUCUGAGAGGCUGA